CUGCACAUCCUAGGGGCGCCAGCUUCGCGGGAGGACGCCCAGCUCGGCGGGUCCCCGCCUCGGUUCCAGGCCCAGCUGCAGGUGCCACCCAGGUUUCGAGCGCUGAGGAGCGGAGAGCACUGCCAGCCCGCUGGGGUCCCCGCUGUCUCUGGCAAGCCGCUCGGCGCCGGGUGGGCUGGGGCGGCGGGGCGGGCGCAGCUGCUUCCCCGCCCCGGGGUGGCGCCCGCGCUCGAGGCUGGCGGCUCCUCCCAGCCCGGCCGGGCCCAGCAGCCCUCGGAGCCCAGCGCCGCCGCCAUGUCCUCCGGGGCUAGCGCGAGCGCCCUGCAGCGCCUGGUGGAGCAGCUCAAGUUGGAGGCUGGCGUGGAGAGGAUCAAGGUCUCUCAGGCAGCUGCAGAGCUUCAACAGUACUGUAUGCAGAAUGCCUGCAAGGAUGCCCUGCUGGUGGGUGUUCCAGCCGGAAGUAACCCCUUCCGGGAGCCCAGAUCCUGUGCUUUACUCUGAAGACUCUAGGAGAGCAGUUCGCUGAGGAAUGCCUUCAAGCACAGAGUGACGAAUGACUGCCUUCAAGUCUCAAGAAAACACUUUUCCCUAACUCUGAUUAGAGAUGUUUUAGCCCUUUCCUGUGGCCUGGUCCCAUAGCGAAAAUCACAGACAUUCAUGAGUUUCUACUUGAGUGAGGAAACUGGGUGAAGAAAUAGAGUUUUAAAUAGUAAUAGCCUGCUUUUUGUACAAGUACUUUUAUACAUAAGACAAACACAAACCUUACCACCAAAUAUACCAAAAUGCACCUGUUUCAUCAGUGAGUUACUAAUAUUUCUACACCUGGAAUAUCAUGUAUGUUUUAUUUACUGAAUGUUUACAUUUUAAGAAAGAAAAUAGUUGUGUUUGUUUAAACUUGUAAACUGUUGUUCCUGGAAGAUAUUUAUACCAUAAAAAAUGUGUUCUUUUCUCAUGAAUUCACAAUUCCUAAAUGAAUACAAGAAAGUACAAAUUGCUGGGAGGAAGAAUAGGCUUUACUAAUUGACUGAUGUCUUGAUUUUUCUAAAUGGGAAGAUUAUUUUAUUUUUAACACUAAAUAUAGGAGCAGUUUCUUAGCAAACUUUUUUGGAAAAGUUAAUGUUAUGAUGUGCAUUAGGCUGCCCCAUCGUGUAUAUAAAUGAAGCAGAUUCGAUCUUUGUAUUCUUAAGUUCCUCUACUUUGUAGUUGUGGCUGCAAAGAAAUACAGAAUUUUAUAUAUUUAAAAAUGUUUAAAAUGUGACCCACAGAACAUUGUAAAUGGUUACAAACUAACAUGAAAAUAUUACAACCUAAAAUAAUUCUUAACGUCACAAGUGUUUUACUUUGAUGAUGUGCCUUUGAUUUAAUUUGGGACACUUUUUUAGAAGGAUACAUUAUUCAUGUCUGUAACAGUCUUUGAAGAGCUUGGAAAUAAAAUUUCUGCUUAAUUAAUCAUUUUUCUAUGACAGC
Messenger RNA from Rhinopithecus roxellana (golden snub-nosed monkey), 1467 nucleotides. It is a transcript of the gene GNG10, whose product is annotated as G protein subunit gamma 10. Lineage: Eukaryota; Metazoa; Chordata; Mammalia; Primates; Cercopithecidae. The coding region runs from base 295 to 501 and encodes 68 amino acids. The transcript is spliced from 3 exons. Gene Ontology annotation, cellular component: heterotrimeric G-protein complex. Gene Ontology annotation, biological process: G protein-coupled receptor signaling pathway. The record is from RefSeq and is a predicted model, not a curated record. Gene Ontology annotation, molecular function: G-protein beta-subunit binding.